AAAUAUCAACAACAUUUAAAUCGAAAAAAUCCUUGCCGACCUAAGAAUCUUACUCAAGCUCCAGCCAUUCAAAAUCCUGCACCAAUUCCAGCACAAAAUACAUCACCAGUACCGAUUCCCGAAGGCGAUCUUAUAUCAUUUGACGAAACCCCACCGACGCACCAGCCACCCCAGCCGAGAGAGGCAAGCGCGCCGGCAGUCGACCUUUUAAUUGAUUUAACGAUAGAUGAAUUGAUAAAACGGCUAUCAAAACCAGAAAUAAAAAAUAAUAAAAAAAUAGAUAACGAAAAAGAUAGCGAACCAA
Paraglomus brasilianum is the source of this 304-nucleotide messenger RNA. The record is from the annotation of a GenBank genome assembly. NCBI's taxonomy places the organism in Eukaryota, Fungi, Glomeromycota, Glomeromycetes, Paraglomerales, Paraglomeraceae.